CGUAAAGCAGGAAUUGUUUCAGGAAGUAGUGGUGUGUUGGCAUUUUGGAGAAAUUUGGAUCGAAGUACAUCUAAACAGACAUUUCAACGGCUCUGCUUCUCACGUACGUCAACCAGGGGAAGUAUAAUGCAGAGGAACAUCGCCUAAAUAACUCGUUUUCUCGACUAAAAGGAUAACUACAGCCGAAGAAGGAUGGGCAAGAAGGAUGCCGGUGCCACCAAGUUACCAGUUGAUCAAUACAGAAAGCAGAUCGGCAAGCAGGACUACAAAAAGACAAAAUCUGUCUUAAAGGCGACACGAUUGAAAGCUGAAGCAAAGAAAAACUCCUCCGGAUUUAGGGAUGCCUUCCUGGUUGUUGCAGCGAUUUUGUUCUUUGUGCUCUGCGUUUACGCCUUCUUCUACCUGAACCUGAGCACAGAGAUCAACCUGGAUCUGGACAUGGAUUAACGAGUUGUGGUCAGCAAACCAAAGCCUUUGAUUCUUUCCUUUUAUGGCCGAAGACCAAUAUGUGAAGUAGACGACGCCUUUUGCAAAUUUGAUAGUUACCGCUCAUUCAGACCCAGGUAUAAUUCCCCUCAGCUUUGGCUGUUUGAAUAUGGCAAGCAGUCAUAUUCUACACUUUAUAUGCAGUAAGGAGACUGUGACUCUGUGGGGGGUAAACACAUCAAACGUUUGCAGUUUCUCGGGUUUGGUUAAUUUUUACAGUCAUAUUUGCUGUUUAGCCUUGGAACAGUUUGUCUUCAUCCUCUUAAUUCAAAAGUAUUUUUGAAUUUGAAUGAAAUUUUAGUACUUAUACUCUGGAAUACAAGUGUAUUGAUUAGUUUUUUUCUGGGUCAAUACUAUUUUUGUUUUGUUUUUUUGUCGUUUUUCUCUGUGUGGUUUGGUUUUUUUGAUUCUGACCAAUCUCUGCUUUUCGAAGGACUAAAACUCAAACCCUUGUUUUGUUUCAACAGCUGAAUGUAAACUUUUUACAAAGUAGAUUUGUACAAGAAAUGUACAUUUAAAAAAAUAUAUAUUUUAAUUGUCAUGCAUUCAAUGAAUAAAUUGCGAAAGAAAUUCAAAUUUUCAGUAUCUGAACAAGCGACAAACUUAAAGAGAGGACUUCCAGUCGCUACGCCGAUUGAUUGGUGCGUCACUUCUGCAAUAAUUCCCCUGCUAAAUCUUCAUCCAGCAAAGACAAUGAGCUUCUUUUUACACCUCUGAGCCGUGCCAGUCAUACCCCGCGCAGUCACGUCCCUUUGUUUUCCACCGCUAAUAGAAAAAUGUAAAUCUGCCGCUGCUGCAGCUACAGACAAAACCCCCUUCCUCACAUUCCAGUGCACAAAGCUUUCCUCGUGGAUAUCUCGAGAUCACAAAGUGUGAGAUUAGAAUCCACAAAGCCCUCGUCCUGAUUGAACAUGUGCGCAGAAUACAGAACGCCACGGUGCACCUGCUGCACGCAGGCAGACGCGUACAGGAGAACUGCUGCAAAUGCAAUCCUGUUCUUUUAUUUAAACUGAAAUUAAAGUGCUUAAAGAGUGGAGCAGAGAACCCAGAAUUGUUUUCUUUUCCCUUUUUAUUUGUAUUAAGCGAUAUGAAGGUUGUCCAGAACUUUAUUUUUUUUUCUACCACUUCUCUCUUUAUGCAUCUGGGCUCCAAGAUGUAAGGAAUUCUCCUAUUCUGUUUUGUUAGCAAGAAAGUAAGUAGUCAAGGGUUUCUGAUGAUGGUUUUUCUUGGAAAAGUUUUUUUUUCCGCUUGCUUCUUUAUUAUAUUUUUUGCAAAAUACACAAAAGGCAAUACCAAAUACAUAAGCAGCCUCUCAUUCCUAACCUUUUUUUCUUCUUCUUUCCAAUUGAAUGAAGGUCUUAAAGUCUGAGUCUGAUUGUGUUCUGCUGCUGAAAUGCCUUGUGAAAUGUGAGACAGAUUUUCCAGCUCUCAGCUUAUGUUUUCUCCCACAACCUUGCGACCUCUUGUAAAAAAAAAAAAAAGACUACAUGUCAAAGAAACCAUUAUGAUUAGAACACACUCGUACCCUCAACUGUGGGGGGGGGGCUUUUAUCACGCUUUGGUACAUCGGGACCCUCCUCCUCCUGCACUGCGACUCGCUCACAUGUGUAACAAUGGAGAGCCGUGACUAAUAGACCUUCAAACAUGACACCUGUUAUCUAAAAGCUCACCAUUACAGCUACAAGAGCUCUGACAUCAGAAUAAUGGAAAGACUGUGUGCUUUUUUUUUGUAUUGGUUCCGAUGAUAUGUUUAAUAUUUGUGUAAUGGUUUCUGCUAUUGUUAAGCCUGUUAGAAGAGUGCAUGAACAUUAGUGGGGGGGUUUUUAAAGGGGUUGUGAAUAUUUGGAUUUUCUCAAAUUUUCUACUGUGGAAUGUAAAUUGAUCUGCUGUUAAAUAAAUAUAAAAAAAAUACUG
This is a messenger RNA of Poecilia reticulata (guppy), 2400 nucleotides long. RefSeq names its product triple QxxK/R motif containing (gene triqk). NCBI's taxonomy places the organism in Eukaryota, Metazoa, Chordata, Actinopteri, Cyprinodontiformes, Poeciliidae. The record is from RefSeq and is a predicted model, not a curated record. Gene Ontology annotation, cellular component: endoplasmic reticulum membrane.